CUAUUCUUCUAUUCAUUUGUGCACUGUUUUUCCUUUUAGUGUUGUUUUCCCGCAAAGAUUGAUAAUAGUCUUCGCUUCCUCAUCGUCAAUUCUACACAGUCCGACCAAAUUCUGUCGGCCAUGGAGAUAAUGAAUCAUUCUUCAACCUUCCUCCUCCCCAAUCCUCCCGCCGACAAAGCCGCCGCGUUGACGUACGUGCUCGUCGUGCUCAACCAGCGUCUUCCUCGGUUCACUCCUCUCCUCUGGAAGCACGCACAGCUUCGUAUCUGUGCGGACGGUGGAGCCAACCGACUGUAUGAUGAAUUGCCGCAGUUGUUUCCCGAUGAGGACGCUGUAGAGAUUCGUAAAAGGUAUAAGCCAAAUUCAAUUAAAGGAGAUAUGGAUUCAAUUAGGGAUGAAGUUUUGGGAUUCUACAAAGAUCUGGGAACCGAAGUAAUUGAUGCCUCAGAUGAUCAGGAUACUACAGACUUGCAUAAAUGCGUUGCAUAUAUUCAGGACAUGCCGACUUUGAAGAAUCAAGAAUUUUGCAUUCUUGUUGCUGGAGCACUUGGUGGAAGGUUUGACCACGAGAUUGGAAAUAUCAAUGUUCUGUGCCGUUUUCCAAACACAAGGAUAGUUCUACUAUCGGAUGAUUGCCUCAUCCAACUUCUUCCAAGCAGUUUUCAUCAUGAGAUUUAUAUCCAGCCGUCCGUUGAGGGACCUCAUUGUGGGCUCAUCCCUAUUUGCGGACCUUCAAAAACUGAUAUGGAAAUGAGAUUUGGAGGACUUAUCAGCACUUCAAAUAUCGUAAGAGGGGAAAUAGUGACCGUGCAAUCUGAUGUCGACCUCCUCUGGACUAUAUCCAUCAACAAGAAAGGCAUGAUAGCAAGUAGAGCUGGGAAGCCUUCAGCCAUAAGGCCGAUAAACAAGAGUGUCGUCCACCGGAUCUGUGCUGGUCAGGUUAUUCUCGACCUCUCGUCCGCGGUGAAGGAGCUCGUUGAGAACAGCCUCGACGCGGGCGCCACCAGCAUCGAGAUCGCCCUGAAGGACUACGGGCAGGAAUCAUUGCAAGUUAUAGACAAUGGCUCCGGAAUUUCUCCUGAGAAUUUCAAACUCAGUGUGUUCAAUUUUAUGGAUCAACAGCACUGCUACAUGGGAUUGAAUGUACUGAAGACAGCGCUGAAACAUCAUGUUUCAAACAUGGUGUUCGUAGAAAAUUUUUGUGCUUUGAAAUCUCAGUCUUUCAUGGGCCAUGAAGUUCUGGCCCUGAAACACCACACGUCAAAGCUCUUGGAUUUUCCAGACCUUCAAGUGCUGACAACUUUCGGAUUCCGGGGUGAGGCAUUGAGCUCACUUUGUGCUUUAGGGGAAUUGACCGUGGAAACUCGAACAGUGAAUGAGGUAGUUGCGACACACCUGACAUAUGAUCGGACAGGAAUUCUGACAGCUGAGAGGAAGUCGGCACGCCAAGUUGGUACUACAGUUACCGUCAGGAAACUGUUCUCAACUUUGCCUGUCCGGAGCAAAGAGUUCCAGCGAAAUAUUCGCAAGGAAUAUGGCAAACUAAUCAGCUUGUUGAAUGCCUAUGCUCUCAUUGCUAAAGGAGUUAGAAUAGUUUGCACCAACACAACAGGGAAAAAUGCACGGUCUGUAGUGUUGAAGACUCAGGGUAGUGGAUCCCUCAGGGAGAAUAUCGUCUCAGUGCUGGGUACGAGUACUUUUUCCUGCUUAGAGCCUGUAAAUCUAAUCUUAUCAGAUGGUUGUGUGGUUGAAGGCUUUGUUUCAAAGUCCGGAAAUGGAAGCGGGCGAAAUAUAGGGGAUCGCCAAUUCUUUUACGUUAACGGUCGUCCAGUGGAUAUGCCCAAGGUUGGUAAGGUUGUGAACGAGUUGUACAGAGGCGCAAAUUCUAAACAAUAUCCUAUUGCCAUUAUGAACUUUUCUGUUCCAACUCGGGCAUAUGAUGUUAGUUUUUCAGUAAACAAAAUAGAUGAACUCAAUGAGGACAUGCGCACAUCCGAUAUUUAUUCUCCACAAGAGAAAUCUCAAAGGCUUGCGAAGCACUUAAUUCCGGACAAAAGUGUAGUUCAUGAAAGGGAUGACAAAAAAAAUAAUGGCAUUCAGGUGACAGCUCAAGAUAACACAGGAGAUUCUUUUGGUGAGGUGUUGAUGCAGAGAGAUGGGGCUUGUUCAGUGAUAGAAGAGUAUUCACUUGGAAUUCGUGGUAAUCAGAAGAACAAAUAUUCUGAAAGUCCUGAUGAGGAAAAUACCGAUUUAGUUUCAGACAAAACUUACAAACAGGAGAUUCUCCAGUCAAGGUCAAUCCAGAAGGGUGCUGUUAAUAGCAUUAGUCCACUUAGGCAUUCGAGUAGUGUACAGAUGUCACUCAACAACUUUGUCACUGUAAAUAAGAGAAAACAUGAAAGUAUUGAAACUGCAUUGUCUGAGGUUCCAGUCCUUCGCAGUGGAUCUCAUAUGGGUAAAUUAAGAGAAAAUAACUCUUUGAAGUGUACUGCAUCUCAAAUAUCUGCGGACAACCGGGUUAUGUUUGAUGGUUCCAGUAAAAGCAGCCGUAGUGAGUCUCAACCAGACAAAGUUUCUGGUAUCAAGAGUGUAUUUAGUGAAGCGGGUAUGAAAGUUCUCUUUCCUUGUGGCGACAGAAAGCAAAAUACCAGGGAUGAUGAAGAUGCAGGUGUUCUUUUUCCUUGUACGGACAGAAAGCUAAGUGCAGCCACAGAGGAUAUCGAAUUGGGGGAGCAGAGAACUCCAGAGAGGGCACAGGAUGCGGAUUCUGGACCAACAGCUUCACUUAGCACAGACUCUCAACUUCCGAAAGGCCUUGCAGAUGCACCUAUCCCUUUGCGACCUUCUGUUGUAUCAGUUGACUCUCCAGUGGCUUCUUCUGGUACAAAAGUUGGUUUUUCAUUGCAGUUCAGUUUUAAAGAUUUGAUGUCGAGAAGGAAGCAGAGGCUAUCUAGACUGGGGUACACUAGUAAUGCAUCUGGAAGAAUGAAAUUAGGGAGCCACAGUGAGUUUGCUGCAGCAUCGUUGGAGCUCUCACAAGUAGUAAAUGAAGAGGGGAAGGCUAAAGCUUUAGCGGCUGCUACCAGUGAGCUGGAAAGGUUGUUUAAGAAGGGUGACUUUGAACAGAUGCAGGUGGUAGGACAAUUUAAUCUUGGAUUCAUCAUUGGCAAGUUAGAUCAGGACCUUUUUAUAGUGGAUCAGCAUGCUGCAGAUGAAAAAUACAACUACGAGCGCUUGUCGCAAACAACCAUUUUGAAUCAGCAACCUUUGCUUCGGCCAUUAAAAAUGGAGCUUGCUCCAGAAGAAGAGAUAGUCGUCUCCAUGCACAUGGAUACCUUCAGAUCUGAUUGCUUUAUUAGCACCAGGAUGCAUGGAGUACAAGUCCCAGUGAUUGCAAACACUAAAGCUGAUUAUCUUCUUGAACAGUACUUCCUGAAGAUGUUGGGCCUUUAUUUAUUGAUAUAUGCCUUCGUACUACUCUCAAAUUUUAGGAAAAAUGGAUUUUUACUGGAGGAGGACAUACACGCUCCUUCUGGGCAUAGGUUUAUACUGAAAGCAGUUCCCUUCAGCAAAAAUAUAACUUUUGGAAUUGCAGAUAUCAAGGAGCUUAUAUCUAUUCUCACUGAUAGUCAUGGAGAAUGCACCAUUAUUGGCAGUUACAGAACAGACAUGGCCGAUUCGAUUUGCCCACCAAAAAUAUUAGAGCAUUUGGCUGUGCUCAAGUCUCCUUGGAACUGUCCACAUGGCAGGCCCACAAUGCGCCACUUGGUCGACUUAAGAACAGUUCGUAAGAGAGUUUAUGACGACGAUAUGGAGUUAGAGAGAGAGUCCAGAGAGAGAAACAGAGAAGAAGAAGAAGAGAAGGCUCCGGUGUGCUAUUCUGUGGACGUCCUUCCGCUUUCUCUGCUCAAGACUGCACAAGGUCACCCUAUGUUGGUGGAACUGAAAAAUGGGGAAACAUACAAUGGUCACUUGGUUAAUUGUGACACUUGGAUGAACAUCCAUCUUCGUGAAGUUAUAUGCACUUCAAAGGAUGGGGAUAGGUUUUGGCGAAUGCCUGAGUGCUACAUAAGAGGGAACACAAUUAAGUAUCUUAGAGUUCCAGAUGAGGUGAUUGAUAAAGUUCAGGAGGAGACAAAAAGCCGUUCUGAUAGAAAGCCACCUGGAGUAGGGCGUGGAAGAGGAAGAGGUAGAGAAGAUGGGCCAAAACCGAAAGGCAUUGGCCGUGGCAUGGAGGAUGGAGGCGCCCGAGGUGCAGGUGGAGGCCGAGGCAGGGCUGCAUCUGGAGGAAGGGCUGGUGGAAAUCGAGUCAAUCAAGCUCUGGAGUAG
Molecule: messenger RNA, 4329 nt
Organism: Striga asiatica
Lineage: Eukaryota; Viridiplantae; Streptophyta; Magnoliopsida; Lamiales; Orobanchaceae
Source: the annotation of a GenBank genome assembly